AUGGGUUUUCUGCGAAGGUCUCGGCGCCGCCAAUGCCAGCGCUGCCCACCCCGCUUCUUAAGAUUUAGGUCUGCCUAUCUAUUGGUGUUUAUACCACCACCAAUAGUCUCUCAACCUUCUCAAGUACGACAGAACUACCACACUGACUGCGAGGCCGCUCUCAAUGGCCAUAUCCGGCUGCAGCUCUCCACCUCUUACAUCUACCUGUCUAUGAGCUUCUACUGUGAUCGUCAAGAUGUGGCCCUGGAGAACUUCGCAAGCUUCUUCCUGAACAAGUCGCACGAGUGUACUACAAAUGCUGAGAUGUUUCUGGCACUGCAAAACCAGCGUGGAGCUCGCAUUUCUCUCCGCACAAUCUUCAAGCCAGACCGUGAUGAAUGGAUCAGUGGCCUCUCAGCCAUGGAACAUGCUUUCCAGAUGGAGCUGACCCUCAACCAAAGCCUUGUGGCCCUGAGCCGGCUAGCCGCCAGAAGAAGCGAUGCCCAUCUGUGUAACUUCCUGCAGAACCACUUUCUGGGCAAGCAAGUGGAAGUUCUCAAGGAGAUGAGCAGCUACCUGAUCAACAUGCGCCAGAUGGGAUCUCCAGAAGUCGACAUGGUUGAGUAUCUCUUUGGAAAAAUUACCCUGGAUGACAACCACAAAGAGAACUGA
Arvicanthis niloticus (Nile rat) is the source of this 651-nucleotide messenger RNA. The record is from RefSeq and is a predicted model, not a curated record. NCBI's taxonomy places the organism in Eukaryota, Metazoa, Chordata, Mammalia, Rodentia, Muridae.